Molecule: messenger RNA, 693 nt
Organism: Zingiber officinale
Lineage: Eukaryota; Viridiplantae; Streptophyta; Magnoliopsida; Zingiberales; Zingiberaceae
Product: receptor-like protein EIX2
Exons: 3
Coding region: 1-693 (230 amino acids)
Molecular function (GO): protein binding
Source: RefSeq, a predicted model, not a curated record
AUGGCAUUGGAGUUCUUGCACUUGAAUAAUAAUACUCUAAAAGGGAAUCUUCCAUUAUCACUGCAAAAUUGCACUUGUCUAUUGGUUGUUGAUCUUGGCGACAACAAGUUUUCUGGAAAUAUUCCUUCGUGGAUUGAGCAAAGUUGGAGGCAGCUACGCAUUCUUCGAUUAUCCUCAAAUAUGUUCAUUGGCAACAUUGAUCCACAACUUGGAUAUUUGAGGGAUCUACAAAUUGUUGACUUUGCAAAUAAUAAAUUAUCAGGAUCAAUACCACAUUCUUUUGGAAAUUUCAGCACAAUGAUUUCAACAUCAGAUGAACAACUUCCUUCCUUUGAGAUAAUAGAAAUGAGUAUAGACCUUUCAAACAAUGAAUUGACAGAUGAGAUUCCUGAAGAAUUAGGAUAUCUUGCUGGACUUCACACAUUGAAUAUAUCACGAAACUAUUUCAAAGGCAAGAUCCCAGAUAGCAUUGGUAGAAUGAGUUCAUUGGAAACUCUAGAUUUAUCCUUUAAUAAUUUAUCAGGGGCUAUUCCUCAAAGCUUGUCACAACUAAAUGCUUUGAACCAUUUGAACUUGUCUUAUAACAACCUAUCUGGAAGCAUUCCCUCCGGGAAUCAACUUCAAACAUUAGAUUAUGCAUCAAUUUAUAUUGGUAAUCCUUAUCUUUGUGGAGACUUGAAUUGUGAAUUGUAA